AUGCUCUCUUCUAUUUUGAAAUCCUCUCGAUCAAUUCACAGUCGUAUAAGGAUGAAUAAACUUAUUACCUUUUUCCAGUCGGCUUUCACAUCUCGUUCAUCCUUUGUACAGCAUCCACAACCUUCUUUAAACAAUUUUCGACCCAACAAUCCUUUCGAACAAUCCGUAAAGCCGCCAUUACCUGAACAAACGAUCUCGAUACCUGAAAUUUCAUCACAAAAUCCAUGUCUUACUUGUCAAUCUCCAUGCUCAACACAUCUUUCCUAUCCAUCAGAGUUAAAGAUAGAUCAUGAAUUGCCAUUAAAAAAUACGGUUCAACCGUAUGUUAGGCAUGUGGUUAUCUGCACUGGUAAAAAGGAUUGGGAAAAGGUGAUUGAAUUAGAGAAAGGUAGUCUUUCUUCGGAAUUAUUUAACUUGAAUGCCGUUGAUUCACCCGUUAUAAAGAAGGAACCUCCCUUGAAAACAAUAAGUACGCAAAAGAAAGCCAAGAAAGAAAAGAUUUUAAUUACAAACAGUAGCUGUCCGUCAUCUUUUUCUUUAUUUAACCGGGGAAAUGACGUACUUUUGUUCCCGGACAAUUUAUUGAUUUCUAAAGUUUCCACUCAAAAGGCGAAAGAAUUCUAUAACCUUUUUCUCUCGAGUGAAAAACGAGAGACUCAAGAUGAAAGUGAGGGUGAAGAAAAAUUUGAAACUAUGUUGAUUCCUUAUAAAUCAGUGAUAUUAAUAUGUGGUCAUAAGAGAAGAGAUAUUAGAUGUGGAGUAGCUGGACCAAUGCUAAAGGAUGAAUUUGACAAAGUCUUAGAAGACAUGAAGUUGGAUAUACAGAGCAGUGGGAACAAGGGUGUGGCAGUGUAUUUGUCAAGUCAUGUAGGAGGUCAUCAUUUUGCCGGAAACGUGAUUGUUUAUCGCGAUGGUCAAGGAAUCUGGUAUGGCCGAGUGACCCCAUGUCAUGUUCGAAUGAUCGUAGAGAAAACGGUAAUGGAAGGGAAGGUCAUUAAAGAACUGUAUCGUGGAUCAAUGCUAGGAAGUUUUUCGAAAGGUGAUGAAGGCCAAGCUGGAAAAUUAGAUUGGUAA
Acaulospora morrowiae is the source of this 1074-nucleotide messenger RNA. The record is from the annotation of a GenBank genome assembly. NCBI's taxonomy places the organism in Eukaryota, Fungi, Glomeromycota, Glomeromycetes, Diversisporales, Acaulosporaceae.